Trichomonas vaginalis G3 is the source of this 677-nucleotide messenger RNA. RefSeq names its product D-alanyl-D-alanine-carboxypeptidase/endopeptidase AMPH family. The transcript has a single exon. The annotation marks the transcript as partial. NCBI's taxonomy places the organism in Eukaryota, Parabasalia, Trichomonadida, Trichomonadidae. The record is from RefSeq and is a predicted model, not a curated record.
AUGCUGAUUUAUCUCAUCAGUUUUGCCCGCUCAAUCAUGCUUCCUGGUGGGGUAAACUCAAGCACAUUAGGAACAUUCAUUCCAUCGUAUAUAUUUUCCAUUUCAAAAACGAAUUUUGUCUCAGCAGCAGUUUCAAUUUCUUACCAGAAGCAAAUUUUAUACGAAGCGGCAUUUGGCUAUGCAGAUAUUGAAAGUAAAACACAAGCCACCACAGAAACAUACUAUGAAUGGGGAACUAUUACAAAAUUAUUAGCUCAUAUUGCUAUUUUUCAGCUCAAGGAACAAGGAAAACUCAGUUUAGAAGAUGAUGUUACCAAACAUCUUGGAAAUCAUAUACUAAAACGUAUAAAAAGCAACAAUAAGAUUUAUAUCAAAAAUUUAUUAAACUACGACACAGGAUACGACACUACUUAUAUUGAUAACUACAUAAAAUACGGAUCUACACUCGAUGUAAGAGAUUACAUUCGUUGGAAUGAACCAAAACAAAUUUAUGACACCGGAAAAAGGUACUCUGACACUCUCUUUGCAGCUAUUAUAGAAGCAAUGAUAGUAGAGAAAAUCAGUGACAUGAAAUACUCAGAUUAUGUGGAGAAGAACAUCUUCCAAAAGCUCGGAAUGAACCACACAUCAAUUUCCCAAUCCAGAAUUGAAUUUGACAAAAAAUUGACAAGCGGUUA